AGGAGGAGGAGUUAGAAGGAGGCGUUUCUUGGGGAUGUGCUGAUGGACGCGCUUGCGUACAUGCAUAGGGGUCACAGAGAUCGGCUUCAGCCGUUUUCUUGACGCUUUCGUUUGCUUGCAUCUCCCUCGGGCUCCUGCAUGGCGGACAUGAGUCAAGGGUGAGCACACAGGAUGAAACGGGAACCGCCAGCAUGUCACAAUCUGCAGACGUGACGUAUGUUGGUGUUUCAGGGUCCCCCCCGGCUCCUCGGCGCCUCCGCCUACCGCUGCUGCGGGCGGCGCCACUCAGCCGCCAGCGAGCAGUGUACACGCGGUUCCACCGUUGCCGGGUCGGCCAAUGAAUGCAUCCACACAUGCAUGAACGCAUGCAUGGAACGCAUGGCUCCCUCCUUCCUCCUAUUCCCUCAGGUCCGUUUCCACCUCAAGUGUGCGGAGGUAUGCCUCCUCCGCCAGACCAUGACGCCGGUCCCUCACUGGCAGCCAAGCGGCCCAAAUCGAAGGCCAAGAGCAAGGCCAAGCGCAAGUCGGCUGCCACCAGCAAGAAGAGGGCCGGUGCGGCGGGCAGACAGGCGGCCGUUAUGCCGCCUGUUGCUGGCGGUGAUAUGUGGAAUAGUGCUGGUGUUGGGCCUCCUGCUGGCGCGGCUGAGGUUGUGCCUCCUAUGUCGUUGGCCAUGGGGGUGCCCGUUCCCAUGGGCGGAGUGGCGAUGGGAGGGGUGCCUACGGGGGCCAGUCAGCCCAUUGGUACGGGACGAAUAAAAGGCGAUGAGGGCGGCAUAUGUGUGUGCCAUUCUUCUGUCUGCGUGCAGGCGAGCCUUCAUCGUCAGCUUAUGAGGCAGCAGGCAGCCCCCCUGCUGUGGCCGGCGGGGGCCUUCGGAUGCCCAUGUUCCUCCCCUCCAGCCCUCCCGCCCAUCCCCACCUGCAAUUCCCCUCCUAUCGCGGCCCUCCCCCGUCCUUCCCCCCACACAUGCCGCCACACAGGUUUCCCCCACCCACUCUGCUGCGGGGCCGCUUCCCAGCGGCAGCAAUGUCAUAUCCGCCCGGCCCGCCCCCUCCCUAUUUCUUCCCACCGAGGGCCAUGGUGGUCGACACGCGGCCGGCAGCACCGAUAGCACCACCGGCAGCCAAUGUGAAGAUGGAGCAGGCGGCGAGUAGUGCUGUCGCUGGGGAGCAGCCCGCCGACAAUAAAGUGUCGGCUGCUGCUGCUGCUGCUGGUGGUGGGGAGAAGCCGACUUUGCCGGACUAUAACGGUGGACUGGUCAGUGAAAUCCACAGAUGGAUGGAUGGAUGACACGUAUGUAUAUGUGGGUGGUUGUGGCUGGUGUGUCCUUGUGUGUGUUCAGUCGUUGCCGCCCCCACUGAAUGCGUCCGAGCGGAUCCGGGAGCUCCACGAAGCACUCAUGAAGAAGGCAAGUCCAUGCUGCACACGACGCACCGACCGACCGUCUUGACUGACGUUCACAUCAGCAUGGGUAUGUGUCUGCUUUCAACGUCAGGACGCGGAGGGCAGCGAUUCGUAUCUGCAGGCGCUCGAGAGGCUGCCGGGUGUCAUUCGGCUGCAGAAGGCCAACGAACUGGAACUACUCGCAUACCGACUGCAAGUUGAAGCUAGUGAGUCAGCCGACCGAGUACCAAUUGUCACACACACAGACACACACACCUUCUUCGCUGUCGUGUUUCAGACGACGAGAUGGCUCGCGGGAAACGCCUUCGCAUUCUGCACACCGACACGGACAAUGACGAGAGGCCCGAGGGGCGAGGGGCGAAGCGGACUAUUGGGGAGAGGGACAGAUGAGGGCUGCUGGCUUGGUGAGUGAGAGGAGGAGGGUCGGCUCAGACACUGUAGACGGUGUAGCUCAUGUGUUGGCGAUGAGACGAGAUGAGAUGGUCGGGGGACACAGUGUAUGGUGUGGUGAAUAUAUAAGUGGUGGACAAUCUUCCUUGGAUGCGCGUGAAUGCGUAAUGAUGGGAAGGACGCUGUCGUCUUUUCUGCCUUG
This is a messenger RNA of Vitrella brassicaformis, 1994 nucleotides long. The record is from the annotation of a GenBank genome assembly. NCBI's taxonomy places the organism in Eukaryota, Vitrellaceae.